AUGGUCGGCGCUGCUUCAAAGUCUGGCAGCAGCAUGCUUGGUGGACGUGGAAAGGAGGCAAAGGAGAGCGAGCAGAAGUCAACAUACUCGGUCGAACAAGAUGUUCAAGAGCAUGGUGAGAACCUUGUUGCCGGUGUUAUCGGCAAGACGGGAGAGGUGGUAGAUGAGACCGGCAAGACUGUCGGUAAGGUCACAGAAGGCGAGGCUGGCGAGCUUGUCGGCAACGUUGUCACCGCGACUGGCGAUAUCAUCGGCAAAGACGGUGGCGUCAUCGGCAAGGCGCUUCCUCUCGGUGAGUUGACCGAGGGCGGUGAGAGCAAGCAGGGUGGUAGCAGCAGCUUCAGCAUCAUGGGCGCCACCAAGGGUGUCAAGGGCAUCGUCGACACCGUUGACGGCACAGUACAGACUGUCAACCGCACAUUACCACUUGUUGGUGAUCUGACAAAGGGCGUCGGUUUGGGCGAAGGCCAAGGCGGUGUCCUUGGAGGCGUCCUUGGCGGCGGUCAGUCUGAGAAGGGCUCUCAAGGGGGUCUUCUGGGUGGUAUCACUGGAGCCCUUGGCGGUGGUAAGUCGGAGAAGGGCGGCUCGGAGCAGAACCCUCUCGGAAGCCUCCUUGGAGGUGUCCUAGGCCAGAGCCAGAGUGGUGGUCCUCUUGGUGUUCUUGGAGGAACCGAGCCUUUGGAACGCGACGAGUCUGUCACCGACAAGGACGAAAAGCUUACCCAGCUGCUCGCUCAACAAAAGUCAGACGUUGACGAUAAGGCUUCUUUGACCGAGAACGCCAAGCAAAACCUCUUCGAGGUCAACGACACGACUUCAGAGGUCGCGCCCAUCGACUUGCAAGACGCCGAGAAGUCGCAAGCAGACGACGGUAAGCCCACAAGCGGCGGCGAAAACACCCAAACAGAGACUGAAGAUUCCCAAGGCGACAAGACAGAUUUGACGGAGCAAUCGACCCUUGACGGAAAGGAUGACUUGCAAGAGGUGGAUGCUGAGCCCAUCGAGGAGCAGGCUGAGGGUGCUGAGACCGUCAAGGACGACACUACAGAGAAGGCUGGUACUGUCCCCGACGACAUUGCUACCCUUGACGUACCCGUGUCUCAGAUCCCCGACGACCUGAAGAGCGAGCUUCCCGAGGAUAUCCAAACUGCCGACAUUCCCGUCUCCCAAAUCCCCUUCGACGCGCAGUCCAAGCUUCCUACGGAUUUGGCUUCAAAGCUCCCCGAAGACGUACAGUCUGGCAUUGACACUCCUAAGGACACAACGACUGAAGACUGGGCCAACCAGCAGAACCCUGAGGAUCAGUCCCAGGUUCCCGAGGACGCCGAGCUCCCGGACGCUGAAGGCGUUGAGGGCGCUGAGGGCGUUGAGGAUGCUGAGGGUGCUGAAGAGGGUGUCGAAGAUGCGGCCGAGGAUGCAAAGACUGGUGACGUCCCGGAUAUUGAUGUUACCGCCGCGUCCGACUCCGCUCCCAAGUCCACCGUCAAGGACGACAUUAAGAGCGUCUUGAGCACCGUCCGCUCCGCCAUCCCCGAAGAUCAGCGCACUGUCACUGUUGCUGGCGACAAGCUCCUUCAGCCAUUCGAGAAGUUCCCUGGUGCCGAGAUUGAUGAUGAGGGCAAGGUCAUUUUCGACAACGCCUCUAUUGGCCGCAUCGCCGAAGGUGAUCCUGCCGACCUCGUUGGCAUGACCAUCGACGCCGAGGGCAAUGUCAUCAACGAGCGCGGCAGCAUCAUCGGCAAGGCCGAGCUCAAGUCAGAGGUUGCUGAUGAACUCCUCAAGGACACGAUUGACUUCUCCAUCCUCAAGGGUGCCAAGGUCAACAAGGCUGGUAACCUCGUCAACGACAAGGGCGAAGCUGUUGGCCGUAUUGUUUCUGGUAUCCUCAAGCACCUUGUCGGCCGCAAGGCUGAUGAGCGUGGCGAGAUCUGGAACGAUGCCGGCAAGAUCAUUGGAAAGGCUGAGCCUAUUCCUGAGACUGAGCGUGAAGAGCUUGCUGAGCCCGCGCCUUUUGAGGACUUCCCUGGUGCGACUGUUGAAUCUAACGGUCAUGUUCUCUUCAAUGGCGACAUUGUUGGUCGCGUCAUUGAGGGUGACCCGAAGAAGUUGAAGGGCAAGAAGGUUGAUGACGAGGGUGACAUUCUUGACAAGAGCGGCAAUGCCAUUGGCAAGGCCGAGCGUUGGGAGCCUGAGUCUGAGCCUGAGCCUGAACCCGAGGCGCCUGUCGUGAUUGAUAACUCUGCCCUUGCAGGCAAGCGCGUCAACAAGGCUGGCAACGUUGUCGACAAGGACGGUACCAUCUACGGCCGUAUCGUCGAGGGUGAUGUCAAGAAGCUGAUUGGCCGCAUGUGCGACAAGGAGGGUAACGUCCGCAGCGAGUCUGGCGACAUCAUCGGCCGUGCUGAGCUCAUCCCUGAGAGCGACCGUGAGGGUGCAAAGGAGGGUCCUUUCGCGGAGCUUCCUGGAUGUACCGUCGCCAAGGACGGAACCAUUGUUACUCCUUCUGGAGACAUUGUUGGCCGUCUUGUUCAGGGUGACGCUAAGGCCCUUUUCGGGCGCCCCAUCGACGAGGAUGGCGACAUCCUUGAUCGCAAUGGCAACCUCCUCGGUAAGGCUGAACGCUGGGAGCCCGAAGCCGCUCCCGAGAGGGAGAAGGGUCCCAUGGAGGGCCGUAAGGUCAACCGCAGCGGUGAUGUCGUUGACGAGGAUGGCGAUGUCAUCGGCAAGCUUACCUCUGGAGAGAUCAAGGCUUGCGCCGGCAAGAUCAUCAACGAAGACAACGACGUCGUCGACUCCAAGGGACGCAUUGUCGGCCACGUCGAGCUCCUUGAGGAUAUUCCCCAGCCUAAGGGUCCCAUGGAAGGCAAGACCGUCAACAAGAAGGGUGAGGUCGUUAGCGAGACCGGUGAGACCCUGGGCAUGCUUACCAGCGGUGAGCUCAGCGUUUGUGCUGGCAAGAAGAUCAACGAGGAUAACGACGUCGUCGACUCCAAGGAUCGUGUGGUCGGCCAUGUCACCCUUCUCGAGGACCUUCCUCAGAAAAAGGGUCCUAUGGAAGGCCGCCGUGUCAACCGCCAGGGUGAGGUUGUCGAUGAAGAUGGAAACGUCAUCGGCAAGCUUACUACCGGCGAGGUGUCCAUUUGCUCUGGCAAGGAGAUCAACAGCGACAACGACGUUAUUGACUCCAAGGACCGUGUUGUCGGACACGUCUCCCUGCUCGAGGACAUCCCCGAGGUUGAGGAAGUUCCUACUGAGACCGAAGAGGAGAAGAAGGCCCGCGAGGAGGCUGAGGCCGACCGCAAGCUGGCCAAGAGCAUCGGCGGACUCAUUGAGCAAGGCCUCGACCGUCUGCGUCCUAUCUGCAAGAUGAUUACGCAGAAGAUUGAGGCAGCCGAGCGCAAGCCCAAGGAGGAGCGUGACGAGGAGCAGCUUGUGAAGGAUGUUAAGCCUCUUAUCGAGGAGGGUGGCAAGAUCCUGACCGAGCUGAAUGGCAGUGUCCGUGCCUUGGACCCUGAUGGUCGCAUCCAGCAGAACGCCAAGUCCAAGGCCCAGACUCGUGAGGCUACUCCCGAGGAGCACCACCUCGCAGAGUGUCUGAAGGAGUUGACUGGUACCAUUACCGAGACUGUCGAGGGAGCUAAGCGCAAAAUCGAGGACAUGCCCCACGCCAAGAAGGAGCUCAACCCUCUGUGGGGUCUCCUCACCGAGCCUCUCUUCCAGAUUCUGGCUGCUGUCGGUCUCUUGUUGACCGGUGUCCUCAACCUCGUCGGUCGUCUUCUCAACGGCCUCGGCCUCGGCAAGAUUGUCGACGGCCUUCUCGGUACCCUGGGCCUCAACCGUCUGCUCGACGGCCUUGGUCUGGGCAGCUUGACCGCCGCUCUCGGCGGUGGCAAGAAGAAAUAA
This is a messenger RNA of Colletotrichum spaethianum, 3903 nucleotides long. Its product is annotated as midasin. Bases 1 to 3903 code for a protein of 1300 amino acids. Lineage: Eukaryota; Fungi; Ascomycota; Sordariomycetes; Glomerellales; Glomerellaceae. The record is from RefSeq and is a predicted model, not a curated record. The transcript is spliced from 3 exons.